AUGGAUUUAGCUUUUUUAGUUGACAUAACUACUCAUUUAAAUGAGUUAAACGUACGUCUUCAAGGUAACAAUCAACUCAUUAGUAAUAUGUUUCAAAUAAUAACUGCCUUUGAGCUGAAACUUAAAUUAUGGCAAAGUCAAGUUGAGGUGAAUAAUUUUAUGUAUUUCCCUGUGUUGGCCGAAUACAAUCCCAAGAAUAGCGAGAAAUAUGGUUCUUUGAUUUUAAUUUUAAUUAAAGAAUUUGAAACCCGUUUUCAAGAUUUUUGUAAGACUAGUCAACUCUUUGCUAUUUUCGCAACACCAUUUUCAGUUGAUAUUACUGCUGUGGAAACUAAAUUUCAAAUGGAAUGCAUUGAGUUGCAAUCAGAUAUUCAAUUCAAAGAAAAAUUCAAUCAAUCAUCUUUAUUAGAUUUUUAUAAAUUAUAUCUACCCAAAGAAACAUAUCCAGUCCUUCAUGACCAUGCCUUAUUCAUGUUCUCGCACUUUUCGGCAGUACUUACAUUUGAGAACAAUUGUUUUCAAGAAUGA
Messenger RNA from Macrosiphum euphorbiae (potato aphid), 528 nucleotides. The record is from the annotation of a GenBank genome assembly. NCBI's taxonomy places the organism in Eukaryota, Metazoa, Arthropoda, Insecta, Hemiptera, Aphididae.